UGGUGCAUUUCAAAGCGUCUGCUCAGAUCUCAUGGAAUUUCUUGGCUGCUACAUGUUCAGUCAGACAGAAAGACAUGGGGGUGAAUCCACGAUCACCUUGUAGUAUUUCACUGGAUGCCUCAGAAGAGCAGAUGGGAAUAGUGAGCAGUGGCUAAGUCUGUCACUGGGUUUGAGAAGUCUGGCUCUCUCCAUGUCCCUGUCACUCGGGAGACAUCCUGCUUUCUGCGCGGCGGUAAGGGAGGGGACUGCGGCUCCGAGUGAUCUUCCUGUAAAAACGGCAAAAGCAGGAGCGGUGGGAAGUGUCAUGUGCGAGGAAUGUGUGGAAUGAGGGUGAUUUCAAGUGUUCCCAUACUCAGAUAAUUCCAAGGGACAGAUCCACGCCCCAUUUCAGAGUCAAGCUGCUGAUCAGAAGGAUAGCAUUUAAUAAUCACUGGCGAGGAGAAGGAGGAGGGGACCAGACAAAGGAGGAAGGAUUUUGCAGCAUUUGGGUUUCUUGGGGGAUAUAGAGAUGAGCAAAACAGCAGACAAAGCGUGAGUCCCACUUCUGUGCUGCUCAUCCAAAUUAACAGGACUUCAAGGACUUGCUGCUAAGAUGGAGCUGCUGAAGGGACUGCCGUUGCGCCGCACUUUCCUGGCUGUCAUCCUCAACCUGCUGGCUCUCACCCUCUCCACCACAGCCUUGCUGGGCAGCUACUGGUGCACCGGGACCCAGAAAGUACCCAAGCCUUUGUGUGGGAAGAGCAAAGCCUCCCAGUGUGUGGGUGUGCCCAUGCCAUCCGAUGCAGACACGAGCAAUGUUUCCUCUGAGGACACGGUGCACUACAGCUGGGAGACUGGGGAUGACCGCUUUGCCUUCAGAUACUUCCACACAGGGAUGUGGCUUUCCUGUGAAGAGAGCAUGGAAGGGCCAGAAGAGAAAUGCCGCAGCUUUAUUGAGCUUUCACCACCAGCAGAAAGAGGAAUCCUGUGGCUGUCACUGGGAUCAGAGAUGCUGUACAUCAGCUUGCUGCUCAUCAGCUUCAUCCUCCUGAUGGUGGAAAUUCUGCACACUGGCAAUCCUGUGUGUGGGAUGAAGCUCAAUGCCUUUGCUGCUGUCUCCUCAGUGCUGUCAGGUCUCCUUGGGAUGGUGGCACACAUGAUGUACACUCAAGUCUUCCAGGCAACAGUUAAUCUGGGACCGGAGGACUGGAGGCCGCACACAUGGGACUAUGGCUGGGCAUUCUACAUGGCCUGGGCCUCCUUCACCUGCUGCAUGGCCUCUGCUGUCACCACUCUCAAUACCUACACCAAGACGAUACUGGAGUUCAAAAGGAACCACAUCAAGGGAUACGAUGGGACCCUCAAGGAUCACCCUCAGCACCACCAGUGCUUCAUACAGCAAAUAAGCAGCUACUAUGAGCCCAAAGGCAAGGUCUUCCAUUCAGUCUCUGAGGGAGUCGACUUCUACACUGAUCUGCAGCAGAAAAUACUGCAGAGGGAACCAGAGCUGGACCUGGAUGAAGUCUUGGGCCAGACAAUCGGGGAGGAUCGCUGUUAGGGAUGAGUGUACAGGGACAGAGCAGUGAGGUUUGGGAGGAACAAGAGCUCUGAACCAAGCAUUGGCACCACUGUUAGCAGGUUUUGGGGAGCUCUUCCAGGCUCUACAGGGAGUGAGGAGGCAGGCACUGGGUCAGGGCAACUAGAGCAGAAGUUUGGGGGUCCUCCCUGGUCAUAUACAAUGUGAUGGGUGCCCUCUUCUGACAAGGGUGAAACUGGAGGGACAUGCUGGUGCCAGCUGUCUCCAAGCACUUUCAGAGUUGAGUCAGAUGUCCUGAUCCAGUAUUGCACUGGGGAACAGACAGUCAGCACCAUCCAGAUGGCAAACUGCACUGCUGGGUGGUGUCACACUGACCUUCCAUCAGCACCUCCAUUUCAGUGCUAUGGUGAAGGCCAUCAGUGUUCAUAUUGAUCAGCUGUCACCCUCUCUGAACACCCUGCUUAUUCUUAAUUUCCAGGCCCAAACUCUUCUCCCUGCCCCCAGAUUAAAUGUCCUGCUGCAGUAGGAAUAGGGGAUAGCUUUCAGACAUCUCCUCCUCCUUCCUAUCUGUAAUGACUCCCACAUGUUCCCUUCUUGCUUUUUGCCCAGAAAUCUCCCAUUCUGAGGUACUUUGCUGUCUGCCUCUUUUUACUGUUUCUUCGUAACCAUUAAGAAUUUGGCAGGACUUUUGCUUUUUAUGUUACUUCUAUUCAUCUGUUCCUUUUUGUCCAUU
Molecule: messenger RNA, 2249 nt
Organism: Melozone crissalis (California towhee)
Lineage: Eukaryota; Metazoa; Chordata; Aves; Passeriformes; Passerellidae
Gene: GSG1
Product: germ cell associated 1
Exons: 9
Coding region: 593-1537 (314 amino acids)
Cellular component (GO): plasma membrane
Source: RefSeq, a predicted model, not a curated record